This is a messenger RNA of Sinocyclocheilus anshuiensis, 2144 nucleotides long. RefSeq names its product T-complex protein 11-like protein 1. The coding region runs from base 1 to 1413 and encodes 470 amino acids. NCBI's taxonomy places the organism in Eukaryota, Metazoa, Chordata, Actinopteri, Cypriniformes, Cyprinidae. Gene Ontology annotation, biological process: signal transduction. The transcript has 10 exons. The record is from RefSeq and is a predicted model, not a curated record.
AUGGCUACGAAGAGGAUCAGAAGAAAUACUCCCAGUCCUCACAGACUCACCCCUCAGUCCAGUCCACCCAGAUUUGUGUCAGUGGAAGAGCUAAUGGAGACAGCCAAAGGAGUCACUAAUAUGGCACUGGCCCAUGAGAUAGUGUUGAACAGUGCUUUUCAAGUCAAGCCUUAUGAGCCAGGAGAGGGAAGUUUGGAGAAACAGGUAAAAGAAAUAAUGCACAAAGCAUUUUGGGAUUGCCUUGAGUCACAACUGAAUGAUGACCCACCAUCGUACAGCCAUGCUAUCACACUGGUUGGUGAAAUUAAAGAGACGCUGCUGUCUUUUCUGUUGCCAGGACAGAGCCGAUUGAGAGGGCAAAUUGAAGAGGCUCUGGAUCUCUCAUUGAUUCAUCAGGAGGCUGAGAACAGAGCUCUAGACAUCAAUAAAGUAGCCAAGUUCAUAAUUGACAUGAUGGGCACCUUUUGCGCACCCUGUCGUGAUGAAGACAUCAAACAGCUGCGUGAAAUCACUGACAUUGUGCCCCUUUUUAAGUCUAUAUUUGCAGUGCUGGACAAAAUGAAAAUCGAUAUGGCCAACUUUGCUGUGAGCAGCCUGCGACCUCACCUCUUACAGCAGUCGGUAGAAUAUGAGCGGAAGAAAUUUCAGGACUUCCUAGAGAAACAACCCAAUGCUUUGGAUUUCACACAGAAAUGGCUCCAAGACACAGCAGAUUAUGUAACCGGUGGAGGAACGGAGGGUGGAGCAACAUGCACACCAAAUUCUGCUCAACUUGCUCUACACAAUCAUGCCUAUUUACGCCUGUUAAAGUGGGACCAUGAUGCUGAGUCUUUUCCAGAGACUCUUCUCAUGGAUCAGGGCAGAUUUCAGGAGAUGCAACAGGAGCUGGAGCAACUGGCACUGGUGGCAUCAGUCCUGCUCAUAGUCUAUAACAGUGCUGGCGAGGCCAUUUCUGGACUCCCAGGCCUCAUGGAAAGACUGAAGAAAACCAUUAAGAUUCUGAUAGCGGAGAUGCACACUCUGUCCUUUAAAGCGGAUGAAACCUUUGCUGCGGUUGCAGAGAAAUUGUGUGUGGAGCUCAGAGGAUGCUUGUCUCAGCAUGGCUUUUCCCCAUUUUCCUCCGAUAGAGAGAACGCAUUGAAAGGCCAAAUCGUGGCUGCGAAGUCUGAGGACAACCCCAUACGCAAGGUCAUUGACUCACGAAUCCAGAUGUACCUUCUUGGCUUCCUGGAGUCAAGCGCCCACCGGAGCGCCCCGGCUCUCCCUGGAGGUCUGACACCCAUCAGCAAAGAGUUAGAGGAGAUUGCCGUUAAGCUGGGACGUUUGGUGACCUUCAACAAGCUAGUUUACUCUCCGUUCUACCACAAGAUCCUCCAAGACAUUCUGAAACAAGGGGAAAGUUUAGAUGUGUGAACAAAACACCUGAAUUACUUACCACUAGUUGUCCUGGCUUUCACAUUCUGUAGCUAUGUACAAAUGAAAGUGUCUGUAAAAUAGCUAAUUAACCCCUCAAAGCUCACAUGCUAGCACUAACAUAUUUAAGGGUUAACAGUCCUGACCUCCUCUCAUUGCAUUCUGUAUCAGGGAAUAUUUAUGGAUGUGUCAAGAGCCUUGCAAAUACUGUUAUUGUUUGCAACAAAAUAUAAAAAGAAUACUUGCAUUUUACAAAAGAUUCACUUCCAACAACAUUGUAAGUAGUUUCAAACGUUUUCUGUUGUAGCCUGAUCCCUUCCGCAAAGGUGUUAUUGAGGUUUCUGGGUGUGAGGAAAAGGAUAUACAGUACAGCAUUAGACUGGUGCCUUAGUUUGUGAAGUGCCACCCAUAUUUAAGUGCACAGUUUUCUCUUUACUGCUCAUUUUAACCUACAGAUUAUUCCCAUGUUGUUCCCACAUUCAUGGGACACCUGGAACACCAAGCACGGUCUUUUACAGAAUUCUUGAUUAAAAAAAAUAAAUAAAAAUGUUUCUGUCAACACAGCAUGUUUUACAGACGACACCUUCACCUCACAAGCAAAUGUAUUCACCAGCUGCACAUCUGUUCUACUCAUAGACUUCUAAAGUGUGUCUUUUCAAUGCAGUAUUAAUGGUUAUUUUAAACUGAAUGCUGGCUCCCGAUAAAAAUGGUUAAUAGAGGUGUGAAGAAAA